AACAAAUUUUUGGUUAAAAUGUUAAAUCAUUGGUUCAGUGUCCGCUAAUUUAUCUUAAAAUGUAUCACGUGUUUCUAGAUUAAUUCUUAACCUUAAACAAUAUCACCGGAAUUUUUGAAGAAGCAUUAUUAAUUGUUACAUAUGUCUUGUAGGUACUGUAAACGAAACAAAACAAUGAAUGGCUUGCAAAUUCUUUUUUUACUUUACACAUUAAUGUGUACAUGUAAAAGUUAUAAAAUUCUAGCCGUACUUCCAAUGCCUAUGCACAGUCAUUACACUUUAUCAUCUAUUCUCGUAGACGAGCUUGUAAGUAGAGGGCAUGAAGUCACCUUCGUCACCCCAUUUCCAAGACACAAGGAUGUCGAGAAUUUGAAAGAAGUUUCUGUGGAAGCUGUAAUCUCAGCAUUAGACGGUGUCAAGAAACAACUGUAUAACCUCAACGAUUUAUCAGUUUUCGGUAGUGUACAAUUUUUGACAAAAAUGGGUUAUAUCAUGACCGAAGACGUUUUAAAAAACUCAAAUGUACAACAGCUCUUACAAUCUAAAGAAAAGUACGACGUUGUUAUUAUUCCUCAGUUUCUGAACGAAGGUUUAUUAGGGAUUGGGUGCCAUUAUAAAACUCCUGUCGUUCUUAUAGCACCAAUGCCUCUUUUCGCUUGGGGCAGUUUCGUUCUUGGACUACCGUCUCCAUCCUCUUACGUACCGAACCUUUUAACCCCCUAUACAGGACACAUGGAUUUUUGGCAACGUUUUUACAACACCUUUUACGACAUUUGCUCAAUUCUGUACCACCAAUACAUAAUUCUUCCAAAACAUAGAGAACUAGUACGAAGAUAUAUACCAACCAAGCCAGAUUUGUAUAGUUUUCUCAACAACGCGAGCUUAUUAUUAGUUAACUCACAUGUGAGUUCAUAUGAUGCAACACUACAAGUACCAAAUGUUGUGGAAAUUGGUGGUCUUCAUAUAAAAGAACCGAAGAAACUGCCACAUGAUUUGCAAGAAUUUUUAGAUAAUUCCAAAAAUGGUGUUAUAUUGUUUUCCAUGGGUUCUAAUUUGAAAUCGUCUUCUUUAGACGGAAAGAAAAGAAAUGCAAUUCUUGGAGCUUUUUCUAAACUGAAAGAAAAGGUGUUGUGGAAGUGGGAAAAUGAUAGUCUUCCUGGACAACCCAAAAACGUUAGAUUAAUGAAGUGGGUGCCACAGUGUGAUGUUUUGGCUCAUCCUAAUGUUAAAAUAUUCAUUACGCAUGGAGGACUGUUCAGUACUAUGGAGAGUAUAUAUCACGGAGUACCUGCAAUUGGAAUUCCAGUUUUUUCGGAUCAGAAGUUGAAUAUGGCUACUGCUGUUUCUAAUGGUUAUGCCCUAGUAGUACCUUUUGACAAGUUAACCGAAAGUAAAUUAAGCAAUGCGAUUAAUGAAGUUUUGAAUAACCCCAAGUAUAAAAAUAAUGCGAUGAAACGAUCGAAAAUAAUCAAGGACCGACCCGUAAAACCGUUAGAUCAUGCUAUUUAUUCCAUCGAAUAUGUAAUUCGUCACCAGGGAGCUUCACAUCUUAGGUAUUCUGGGAUGGACUUAAAUUGGUACCAACGGAACGUUCUGGAUGUUGUUGGUCUCGUAUUGAUCACACUGGUAGCUACAUUAUGUUUAAUUUGUAUAGCUUUGAAAAAGAUUUGUAAUUUAUGGCUAACAGAAGAACGUAUAAUUAAAAAAAUGAAUUAGAUCCAUUAAUUUUUAGAAUAACUUGGUGAGAGAAAACUAUGAUUUAGAUCAAUUUGUCCUUGUGUAUCUAAAAAAAUAAUAAAAUAAAUUAAAGGCAACUUAAUAUAAGCAA
Messenger RNA from Zophobas morio, 1828 nucleotides. RefSeq names its product UDP-glycosyltransferase UGT5-like. Gene Ontology annotation, molecular function: UDP-glycosyltransferase activity. The transcript has 4 exons. The record is from RefSeq and is a predicted model, not a curated record. NCBI's taxonomy places the organism in Eukaryota, Metazoa, Arthropoda, Insecta, Coleoptera, Tenebrionidae. The coding region runs from base 142 to 1716 and encodes 524 amino acids.